AUGCUGGAAUGUCCCUUGAAGACACAUGAAGAACUGGCAGGGGUGGUCACCUCUGUGACCCGGCACCAUGGGACAGAACCACAGGGGUGGGAGGAGCAUUACCUUAUUGUACCAUCUGAAUUUUGUAUCAUGUCGGAAUGUAAACUCAAUCCAAAUGAACGUGGCACAGUCCCCACGAUGGCAUCCAGGAGUAACAGCGCCACAGCGUGCCUCAAAGGGCAGGCUUUCAGAGGCCAUCAGGUCCACUUCCUUGUCAUGCAGAUGAGGAGACCAAGACACUCGUGGUUUGCAUUCCUUCAGAAUGGAAAAUACAUGCUCCGGGAGGCCACGUCACCCUUCCACCUGUGUGCAGAUGAAGCUGUCAGAUAG
Rangifer tarandus platyrhynchus (Svalbard reindeer) is the source of this 369-nucleotide messenger RNA. NCBI's taxonomy places the organism in Eukaryota, Metazoa, Chordata, Mammalia, Artiodactyla, Cervidae. The record is from the annotation of a GenBank genome assembly.